Mollisia scopiformis is the source of this 840-nucleotide messenger RNA. Its product is annotated as E3 ubiquitin-protein ligase RBX1. The record is from RefSeq and is a predicted model, not a curated record. Gene Ontology annotation, cellular component: nucleus; cullin-RING ubiquitin ligase complex. The transcript has 4 exons. NCBI's taxonomy places the organism in Eukaryota, Fungi, Ascomycota, Leotiomycetes, Helotiales, Mollisiaceae. The coding region runs from base 225 to 599 and encodes 124 amino acids. Gene Ontology annotation, biological process: protein ubiquitination; ubiquitin-dependent protein catabolic process. Gene Ontology annotation, molecular function: ubiquitin protein ligase activity; zinc ion binding; cullin family protein binding.
CUAGCUUCUAGGUACCUCAUCUCCCCUCCAAGGCUGUUGCGCGCACUACACAAAUCUUUUUCCUCGUUCAAGCUUUGCUUACCUGGGCAAACCUCCUUCUAGACUCUACCAAAUUCCACGCGAACUCACGACCUUUCUUCUUUCCAAAGCCACGUACCCACCCUCCGCGAUCUAUACUCCUCCAACCCCAUUUCAUCUUCACAUCCUUGAAUCACCCAGAAACCAUGGCGGAUAUCGAUAUGACUGAUGCUCCCUCGGGAUCUUCUGCACCCGCUAAGAAAGUUCUUGGAAAGGUCAAGGCGGGCGGAGAAGGUGGCGCAGAUGGCAAGAAGAGAUUCGAGGUUAAGAAGUGGAAUGCUGUAGCUUUGUGGGCCUGGGAUAUCGUCGUUGAUAACUGUGCUAUCUGCAGAAACCAUAUCAUGGAUCUUUGCAUUGAAUGUCAAGCCAACCAAGCUUCUGCUACUAGUGAAGAGUGCACUGUGGCCUGGGGAAUCUGCAACCACGCUUUCCACUUCCACUGCAUUUCCCGUUGGUUGAAGACUCGUCAGGUAUGCCCGCUCGACAAUAGAGAUUGGGAAUUCCAAAAGUAUGGUCGUUAGAUCCCCCCACACGAUAAUACGAAGAAAUGAUACUACGGAUACGGUUAUGACGGCGGUCGCUUUGGCAAGACUUGUGGUCAGGAACAGCGAAUGGAGCCUAGAGGCUUUUGCAGUGGCUUUUUAUGCAUAAAGGCGUACACGGGUAGCUUCCAAGACGGCGUUUCUGGGAGAGCCCCAUAUGCUACCGGUCUUUGCAGACCAGUCAUGAAUGAAAAAAAUAUCAACGUCCAUUGUUUUGGUA